AUGGUUCUUGCUGAACAUUCGCAAACAGGUCUAUGCACGUCUGGUCUGCGCAAACGCCACGCGCCUUCGGCUUGGCGUGAAACGGAACACGACGAAGACGGCUAUUCGCACAAGAAGCAGAAGCUCAACCACCCGGCAUUUCCGCCACCGAGAUUCUGGGACCGAUUGUCAGUUAUCCCGCUCACGCGGAGGGCGCUGCAAGAGUCACAACGGAGAAUCUCACGAUCCGCCUGCGGCCAAGAAGAGACACGAAACUGUUACGGCCGUGCACCGCGACAUCACAUCCAUAUAAUCAACGCGGAUUGUUUCGUCGAGCAGUUGUCUCCAGCUUGCCUGAGGCGGCUCAAACGAUCUGCAAGGCAAGGCGGCCCGGACCUGUGGGAUACACGAGGGUAUCGGAUACCUGCCGAGGCCCAUGUCGAGAUGAGCUCAAGCCAGUUCAGUUCGCGACGUCGAAAGAGAGGAUCACAGUCUCCGACAAGGAGGAGCUCGAAUUCACCGUCAAAAAGCAGCGCUACUCCGAAUACGACAAGCACGAAGAGCACUGGUCCGUACGACCGUGCUUUCCAACAACACCUGAUCGAUCACGACGUUUUACCCCACGGGUACGAAUAUCCGGAUGGCCGCUUGCCGCCAGAGCCCGAAAACAUAGCUGAGAUCCGCCAGAUUCUGGCCGAGCCUAGGAGGUCACUCUCUCCGUCCCAGUUUACAGGCGACGAUUUCCGCAAGUUUGAGCGUGCAGAUACCCAUGCAGCCAAAGAAAGAGACGUCAUAGCAACUGUAAUUCCAGUCCUAGAGGGCAAUACAGGAGAUAGGAAGUGUGUUGCCGGCCAGGUCCCAUUCACCAACUUUGACCAUUUGACGGAUGGUUCGCUAGUACCCGGUAACCCCGACCUAUAUUACGGCGCGGGUCCCGAGCAGCUCGAGCGAACCAUUCGCCGAGAACUAAGCAACUUAAUCAUACCUUCUACGCAGCACGAUCUUCCGAUCGUGCCUAAUUUUUGCCUAGAGGUAAAGGGCCCGGACGGAACAUUAUCAGUCGCAUCUCGACAAGCUUCCUACCAUGGGGCUCUCAGCGCAAGAUCGAUAGACAGGCUCCGGUCAUAUGGCCAUGUAGAGCCAAGGUUCGAUAACAGGGCUUAUGCUAUCACAUCAAUUUACUAUGGGGGGACGUUGAAAAUGUACACAGCUCAUCCAAUCCCACCCUCUGCUCCAGACGGACGCCCCGGUUUUGUCAUGACACAGAUCAAAACGUGGGGCCUGACUGGGGAUGCCGAUAUCUUCCGGCAAGGGGCUGCCGCGUAUCGGAAUCUCCGGGACUGGGCAAAGGAACAGCGAGAUAAUGCCAUUAAAGAGGCCAACGAAAGAUUGUUCCGAUAUACUCGCGCCUCACCGUUGCAGGAUACGGAAGGCUUGGCAUCGAGCUUCACAAGCGAGACGUCAGCCGCCGACACUGUAGUCACCAGCCAAACAACGGUGCUUCAUCCAGAUUCGAACGUGCAAACCACAUACGAGUCCGACAGUUCGGAUGACCCACUGUCGCUGGAUUUUCAGCCUCUUGAGCCUCCUGCCAAGCGCACGAAAUCGCAGUCCCCGCAAAAAAAGGCAUAA
Hirsutella rhossiliensis is the source of this 1611-nucleotide messenger RNA. RefSeq lists its product as uncharacterized. The record is from RefSeq and is a predicted model, not a curated record. Lineage: Eukaryota; Fungi; Ascomycota; Sordariomycetes; Hypocreales; Ophiocordycipitaceae. The transcript has 2 exons. Bases 1 to 1611 code for a protein of 536 amino acids.